This is a messenger RNA of Arabidopsis lyrata subsp. lyrata, 1356 nucleotides long. RefSeq names its product serpin-Z10. The transcript has 2 exons. NCBI's taxonomy places the organism in Eukaryota, Viridiplantae, Streptophyta, Magnoliopsida, Brassicales, Brassicaceae. Bases 62 to 1219 code for a protein of 385 amino acids. The record is from RefSeq and is a predicted model, not a curated record. Gene Ontology annotation, molecular function: serine-type endopeptidase inhibitor activity.
UCAUCAUCUCUACCUAUUUAGAACCAUUCAUCCCCACUUAUUUCUUUUGAUCUCGUAAAAGAUGGAGUUGGGAAAAUCAAUUGAGAACCAAAACGACGUGGUGGUAAGACUAACAAAGCAUGUCAUCUCUACCAUUGCCAAUGGUUCCAACCUUGUCUUCUCACCAACGUCAAUCAACGUUUUGCUCAGCCUCAUCGCGGCCGGUUCAAGUUGUGUGACCAAUGAAAAAAUCCUCUCAUUCCUCAUGUUACCGUCAACGGAUCACCUCAACAUAGUCUUGGCCAAAAUCAUAGACGGCGACACGGAGACAAGUGAUUUGCGCUUGUCUAUAGCCAAUGGUGUUUGGAUCGACAAGUUUUUCUCCUUGAAGCCUUCCUUUAAAGCGCUUUUGGAGAAUUCUUACAAGGCUACUUGUAAUCAAGUUGACUUCGCAACCAAGCCUUCUGAAGUGAUUGAUGAGGUGAAUACAUGGGUUGAAGUCCAAACUAAUGGACUCAUCAAGGAGAUUCUUUCACGCGAUUCUAUCGAUACUAUCCGUAGCAGCACACUCGUUCUUGCAAAUGCAGUCUACUUCAAAGGAGCAUGGAGCAGUAAAUUUGAUGCAAACCUGACAAAAGAUAACGAUUUUCAUCUGCUUGACGGUACCUCGGUGAAAGUCCCCUUCAUGACCAAUUACGAGGACCAGUACCUAAGAAGCUAUGAUGGUUUCAAAGUUUUGCGCCUCCCUUAUAUAGAGGAUCUACGUCAAUUCUCUAUGUACAUUUAUCUUCCUAACGAUAAAGACGGAUUAGCUGCUCUGCUUGAGAUGAUAGGCUCCGAACCAGAAUUUAUCGAUAACCAUAUUCCGCUCCACCGUAUAUCAGUUGGUGCUUUCCGGAUCCCAAAGUUUAAAUUCUCUUUCGAGUUUAAUGCUUCAGAAGUUCUGAAAGAUAUGGGGCUGACUUCACCAUUUAAUAAUGGAGGUGGUUUAACUGAGAUGGUUGAUUCACCUUCCAACGGUGGAGAUCUAUACGUCUCAAGCAUUCUUCAUAAAGCUUGUAUUGAAGUGGAUGAAGAGGGAACCGAAGCUGCAGCCGUCUCCGUUGGCGUCAUAAUGUGCACUUCUUUGAGGCGGAAUCCGGAUUUCGUAGCUGACCGUCCAUUUCUGUUCACUGUCAGAGAAGACAAGAGUGGAGUGAUUUUGUUCAUGGGUCAAGUUCUUGAUCCUUCAAAACAUUAAUUGAACUUGGAUGUGUGGGAGAAAACAUUAAGCCACCAUAUAUUAUGUUGUAUUUUGUGUAUAUUCAUGGUUUGAUGGAAUUGGGUUCCUCUUUUUACUGCUUUGUGUGUGAUUAAUAAAAGUGAUUAUUGUCAAGA